Molecule: messenger RNA, 2591 nt
Organism: Sceloporus undulatus (fence lizard)
Lineage: Eukaryota; Metazoa; Chordata; Lepidosauria; Squamata; Phrynosomatidae
Gene: OTULINL
Product: OTU deubiquitinase with linear linkage specificity like
Exons: 8
Coding region: 333-1259 (308 amino acids)
Biological process (GO): protein linear deubiquitination
Cellular component (GO): cytoplasm
Molecular function (GO): cysteine-type deubiquitinase activity
Source: RefSeq, a predicted model, not a curated record
CCCUUUGCGUACUGAUAUUACAGACUAACACUGCUAUACCUCUGAAGUUUAGCCUUCAUUCAGGUGCAGCAAUGGUGGUGAUGUUUGCCUUCCAAGUCAUUUCCAACUUAUGGGGAUCCCAUGGGGUCCUCCACCUCUAAGCCCAGCAACCUGUCACAGGGUUUUCUUGGCAGGUUUCUCUAGAGGGGGUUUGUCCUUGCCAUCCUCGGAGGUUGAGAGAGUGUGCCUUGCCCAAGGUGACAAAAUAGAAUGAAUUACAGUCUUGGAGCAGAGCUGUCAGCCACCCUAUCUUUUAAAGGUUACAAGCUGCAAAGGGACAAUUUGUGUUAAUCAUGCCACUUCUUGCUACUGCCCUCUGGUACUGCAGGCAACUGUAUACAUAUAUAGCUUAUCUGUUGAAAAGGUGGAGCAGAUACCUGCAAAAAAAAUUCACAAAAAACCAAAGUGUUUUGGGAGAAGUUGACCUGCUUAGCUAUUGUGCAAAAAAAUGGAAAGGAGAAACAGAGCAGGCUGAAAAGAUGAAAAAGGCUUAUGAACAGUUGCUUUGGAGACACCAUGUGAAAUAUCUACGAGAAGUCAGACAGGAUAACUACUGUGUGCUGAGAGCUGUAUUAUAUCAGAUAUUCAGCCAAGGUCUUCCUCCUCCAUCUUGGACAAAGGCAACAGAUGUCCUAAAGCUCCCAGAAAAACUUCUGUAUUCACAAGGCUGUAAUUGGAUCCAGCAGUAUAGCUUUGGACCAGAACAGUACACAGGUUCCAAUACAUUAGGAAAAUUACGUAAAUGUAUUGAAGCAUUAAAAAGUCAGUGGAUGGAAAUCAGUAGUAUUAAAGACCAGUAUGAAAGAUGGAAACUGUGCAAUGCCCUUUUUACUGAUGAAAGUAUGGAACACAAGUUAUAUGAAGCCAUAAAGUUCAUGAUGCUCUACCAAGUAAUAGAGGCCUAUGAGUGUUUCAGCAACAAACAGAAAGGCUUGCCACGGUUUUUUUACAGCCUGUUUUCCUGUGAUACCUCCUUGGACCCUUUAAGUUACAUGAUGAAUCAUCUGAAUUCCAUAGGCAGUGGAAAAGGUCUUGAUCAGGUUGAAAUGUUCCUCCUUGGAUAUUCUCUUGAAGUAAAAAUAAUAGUCUAUAGGUUUUGUAAGUUCAGUUCAGAGGUUUUUCAAGAAAGAUAUUUGGAGGGCUAUCAAAGGGACUGGCAUGAAGUUUUUCUUCUGACUGAAGAUGACCGUCACUAUCAUAUCCCAGUUACCAGAAUAUGAAACUAAUUUCUAUUGACGUGUCUGACAUCAGAAAGAACUGUGCAGUGUCCAAAUAGUUAAGACUGUUAUGUUGGGCUUGACAUGUGAAAAACAGAGCUCAACUAAGCAUCCCAACCCAACUGUAGCAAUCUCUAGAUGGGUAUAAAUCAGGCCAUCUCUCUGCUUAUCUACCUCAUAGAUUUGUUGUAAGGGUAAAAUAAUGUAUAUGACUCCCACAAAUACUCAACACAAGUAUGAUCAUGGAUAAAGAAUGAGGCUGUGUACAAGCUGGAUAUUGAAUAGUCUCACAAAUAAUCUUUUGUGAUCAGUUCCUGUUGGGUAUAGUAACACCACAAUCAUGUAAACAAAUAGUUACUCCCUUUCCUUGGGAGCUCUAGUUCUGUGAAAGAGAGUGGGGCUAGGAAUCUCUCAAAAGAGAAUUCUCAGCACUAUCACCAAGUGGCAAUUUACAGAAAUCUUCUGGGGGAAACCAUGAUGUGAAGUUGGUAUAUAACUGAUAUAAACUGGUACUCUAUAAAAUAGAUGAUCUUUGAGACAGCAGUCGAAAGUUUUAAUGAUCCUCAUUUUUUAUUUAUAUCAGAAUGGGCAAAAUGCAGCCUUCCAGAUCUCACUAGACUACCGUUCCUGCAUUUCUCACCAUUGUCUAUUCUAGCUAGGGCUACUGAGAGUUGCAGUUCAGUGGCAUCUGGAAGUCUGUGCUUUUGACCAGACUUGGUUUGUAUGGCCUUUACUGUGCCCCUAACCUAUUUGCUGAGGAAGCUAGGGCUGCCUUUUAUUUAAAAGAGGAAAGCUGAGGUUCUUGCAAUACUGAUUUCUGCCAUCAAAGCCAUGAUCUGUAUUUUACAAAUGAAAUCAGAAUGUAUACACUGCCUGGCCAUUAUGUAUUUAGAAAAAAAUGUCUGCCUAUUACUACACAUGUAUACAAAAACAGUUUUUACUGUAUGCAAUUGUAUGAAAUUUAUCUGCUGAUUUUCUUCAUUUCUUCUCUUGCAUGAGGAAUGAUUGUAAAUUACACAAGAUCUUUGCAUCAUUAUUUUUUAAAUCUUCCUAAGAGCAGGUCAUAUUAAGCACCAUGUGCUUUUGUGGAAAAUGAAAAUUGGUCUUGCUUCUACUGUAGAACUAUUUUUCUUUCAGGUUUCUGUUUGUGUGUGUGUGUAUGCAUAUAUGUACACACAUAGAGACAUAUGAGACCAAAAGGAGUUGGGUUCUAGAACUUGUGUUUAUUUUGUUGUCUGUAUUUGUAGGUGUUUUUAUAUUCGGUUUUUAAGAUUUUUACUGCCCUCCACUUACUUAAAUGUAUUUAUAAUAAACAUAUGCUUUAUGAAGACCUAA